Molecule: messenger RNA, 747 nt
Organism: Cotesia congregata
Lineage: Eukaryota; Metazoa; Arthropoda; Insecta; Hymenoptera; Braconidae
Source: the annotation of a GenBank genome assembly
AUGAGUCGAAUGGAGGACUCGAGUCGCGGCUCACGGUCCCGCGGCUUAACAGGAGCCUCUUCUGAUUGGUCGUCUACAGAGACCCAGUCGGCCUCACGGGGCCCAGGAACCCCCACCGCUGUCACUCCGGGAGUGGGGGCUCGCGGGUCAGUGCAGAUGCAUAGACAGGCAUCUACCGUCGACGAUGGGCCCAAUUCGUCACAGGCCCAACCCGAGACAACGCAUGAGCUCCACUUCAAGAUAAUGCUAUUGGGCGAUAGCGGAGUCGGUAAAACAUGCCUACUUACACAAUUUCGAGACGGUCGUUUUCUAUCUGGAAAUCACAUUAGUACUGUUGGAAUUGAUUUCAGGAAUAAAGUGGUUAACGUGGCAUUACUUUUGCUCUAUGACGUGACGAACAAGACCAGCUACGAUAACAUCAGAGCCUGGCUUGGCGAGAUCCGGGAGUACGCUCAGAAUGACGUUGUUAUAAUGCUCCUCGGUAAUAAGUCAGAUUGCGGUAAUGAACGUGUAAUCAAGAUUGAGGAUGGCAAGCGGCUGGCAGACGAGUAUCAAGUUCCAUUCAUGGAAACUUCUGCCAAGACUGGCCUCAAUGUCGAGCUGGCUUUUCUUGCUAUCGCUAAGCAAUUAAAAGCCCGCAAAAGCGGUAAUCCAGACGACAGUAAAUUCAAUGUACGUGAUUAUGUACGACAAGAAUCGCAACAAAAAAAAAGUACCUGCUUCAGUUCAAAUUGCCAGACGACCUGA